This is a messenger RNA of Iphiclides podalirius (scarce swallowtail), 267 nucleotides long. The record is from the annotation of a GenBank genome assembly. Lineage: Eukaryota; Metazoa; Arthropoda; Insecta; Lepidoptera; Papilionidae.
AUGAGCAGGCGCGGUCGGCGAGCGGAGGCGGCUUGCAAUUAUUCCGCGGAGGGCGCAUUCAAAAGGUGCGUUACGGCGGCGAUUUACGAUCGUAUACCGUGCGGAGCAUUCCCCGGCGAGGACGACUGUCCCCUGGCUUCAGCGGGGCACGGGACGCGGCCGAGCAAAAAGGCACACGGCGAAAAAUGCGGGCCGCUUCGGCUCCCCUGCACGCGGAUGGCGUGGAGACGCCAGAUCUUCGAAUAUCCUGUCGGUGUCUACGUUAAC